CUUCUACCAUGUACCAGCAGAGCUUUGCUUAAGGAGAGAGUUCUCCGGCCUUUGAGCAUUUCUGUGGUAGUAUAACUGCUGUUGUUGUGGAUGCAGAACCUAGAUCUGAACAUGGCUUGUUUCAAGUGACCCAUUUUUUCUGAGGGGCUCUGCAGUGGCUUCUGGAUCGUCCUUGAGAAAUCUGUUCUGAUUGUAGUGGGAGUUGCACAAACAGAUCACUCAAGUAAAGAUAUCAGCCAUGACAGUGGAAACCAAACCCAGCAACAUCAAUGACUCAAACCAGGAGGCAGAACCUGACCAGCUUUUGGAUGAUGAUGGAAACAAAACCCCACCGGUCAAAAAGACUUCCUCUUGCACUGGAUUGAAGGUGUUUCUGGCUGCUCUGUCCUUCAGCUACUUCAGCAAAGCCCUGUCUGGUACGAUAAUGAAAAGCUCCAUCACUCAGAUUGAGCGAAGGUUUGACCUGACCUCCUCUACCGCAGGGCUCAUCGACGGGAGCUUCGAGAUGGGCAACUUGCUGGUGAUUGCAUUCGUAAGCUAUUUUGGAGCUAAGCUGCAUAGGCCCAAAGUAAUAGCUGUGGGAUGCUUUACUAUGGCUUUGGGAUGCUUUUUAUCAGCCAUGCCUCAUUUCUUCAUGGGGUACUACAAGUAUGAGACAACAUCACACACAGCUGCUUCAGCCAACUUAACUUCCACCUUAAAUCCCUGCUCCCUACAUCAAGAUGUGAAUGACACUGUCCUGGAAGUCUCACGAGCAGGCUGUGAGAAGGAGCCAUCAUCAUACAUGUGGAUAUAUAUCCUACUGGGAAGCAUGUUACGUGGGAUUGGUGAGACACCGAUAACACCGCUGGGCAUCUCUUACCUCGACGAUUUUACUAAAGAAGAAAAUGUUCCUGUGUAUGUAGCGUGUUUGCACACCGUAGCCAUGAUGGGCCCGAUGUUUGGUUUCCUGCUGGGAUCUCUGUGUGCAAAGCUGUAUGUGGAUAUUGGAUUUGUGGAUCCAGGGAGCAUCACUAUCACCCCACAGGAUUCCCGCUGGGUGGGUGCAUGGUGGCUUGGCUUUUUAAUAGGUGGAGCAACCAGUUUCCUAUCUGGUAUUCCAUUUUGCUUCCUGCCAAAGAGUCUGAAAAAGCCAGAGGAAGCCAAGAAGGACAAAACUUCACGUGGGCUCUUGGAUAACACAGGUGCCGCGGGGAACAAACUUUCUCCUGAAAACACUAAGCCAAGGAAGUGGUCAGUAAUGCUGAAAGAUUUCUAUAACUCCCUGAAAAAAGUGUUGGGUAAUCGAAUGUACUUUACAUUUUUGUGUUGCUCACUGUUACAGUUCAGUAGUUUUAUUGGUUUCGUGACUUACAAACCAAAGUACAUGGAACAGCAGUAUGGACAAUCCACAUCCAAAUCCAACUUUCUAAUAGGAGUGACAUCCUUACCUCCUGUAGGUCUUGGAAUUUUCCUAGGAGGGCUUAUAAUGAAAAAGUAUAAAAUGGGCAUCAUUGCAGCGACAAAGUUUUCACUUACCAUGUCAUUUUUGUCCUAUGCUGUCAGCUUGUUACACUUUUUUGUUGGCUGUGAUAACCAUGUGGUGGCAGGAAUGACAGUGUCCUAUGAAGGCAACCCCAUUCCGUACCACAACAAUUCCCUCUUUUCGGAAUGCAACUCUCACUGCAAAUGUGUCUCCAAUGUGUGGGAUCCUGUGUGUGGAGCCAAUGGGAUCACCUAUGUUUCAGCAUGUCUGGCUGGGUGUGGGACUUCCGUGGGACAUGGAAAGAACACAGUCUUCCAUAACUGCAGAUGUCUUGAAAUCAAUAGUUCCUGGACAGGAAACAACUCUGCCACCUUGGGGCAAUGUCCAAAAAGUGAUGACUGCUCGACAAAGUUCAUUUAUUACACAGUAAUACAAGUCAUAGGUGGCUUUUGCUACGCCCUGGGAGCCACUCCUUCAUACAUGCUUGUAUUUAGAUGUGUCCAGCCAGAGCUCAAAGCUCUCGCAGUUGGUCUAUUCACACUCGUCAUGAGAACUCUGGCUGGGCUUCCAGCGCCGGUUUAUUUCGGUGCAGCCAUCGACAAGACGUGCCUGAAAUGGGGAAGCACCAGCUGUGGGAAGCGAGGGGCUUGCAAGCUCUAUGACUCCAAUGCAAACAGGUAUGUCUACCUUGGUUUAGGAGCGAUUUUAAGAGGUCCUUCCUUCUUGAUUGGAAUAAUUUUUUAUACGAUGAUAAAGAAACACUUUCAAAAUAAGAACUCCAGGCCUGUAGAGAACGGACAAGAAGAUGCUGCUAUGAAUAAAGAAGACAACUGCAAGCUCAAAGAACGUUUGCCAGGUUCUUCUGAUGCAGAGAAUGAAUCCUCUAUUUAGAAAGAAAUUUAGACAUGUGAAUCAGGUCAGCUUAUUUUAGAAAGACCAUUCAAAAUGCUGUGAGUAACUAAAUAAUAAAUAAUGACACUGUACAGAGAGCAUAACUAAUAGCAAAACUGCAAACAACAGCAAUAAACACUAACAAACAAGAA
Messenger RNA from Vidua macroura (Pin-tailed whydah), 2508 nucleotides. Its product is annotated as solute carrier organic anion transporter family member 1B3-like. Gene Ontology annotation, cellular component: membrane. The record is from RefSeq and is a predicted model, not a curated record. The transcript is spliced from 16 exons. Gene Ontology annotation, biological process: transmembrane transport; sodium-independent organic anion transport. Gene Ontology annotation, molecular function: protein binding. NCBI's taxonomy places the organism in Eukaryota, Metazoa, Chordata, Aves, Passeriformes, Viduidae. The coding region runs from base 239 to 2356 and encodes 705 amino acids.